AUGAGCGAGACGGUCAUCUGCUCUAGCCGGGCCACUGUGAUGCUUUACGAUGAUGGUAACAAGCGGUGGCUGCCUGCUGGCACAGGCCCCCAAGCCUUCAGCCGCGUCCAGAUCUACCACAACCCCACGGCCAACUCCUUCCGGGUCGUCGGCCGGAAGAUGCAGCCGGACCAGCAGGUGGUCAUCAACUGUGCCAUUGUGCGAGGUGUCAAGUACAACCAGGCGACCCCCAACUUCCAUCAGUGGCGGGAUGCCCGCCAGGUCUGGGGCCUCAACUUCGGGAGCAAGGAGGAUGCAGCGCAGUUUGCCGCGGGCAUGGCCAGCGCCCUAGAGGCCCUGGAAGGAGGUGGGCCCCCGGCACCUGCGGCACCUGCAGUACCUCCCACGUGGUCAGUCCAGAACGGCCCCUCCCCAGAGGAGGUGGAACAACAGAAAAGACAGCAGGUGGCCCAGCCGGAGCACGUGGAGCGGGAGCGCAGGGUCUCCAAUGCAGGAGGCCCACCUGCGCCCCCAGCUGGAGGGCCGCCCCCGCCUCCAGGACCACCCCCUCCUCCGGGUCCCCCUCCGCCCCCGGGUCUGCCCCCCUCAGGGGUCUCAGCUGCAGGGCAUGGCGCAGGGGGAGGCCCACCCCCUGCGCCCCCUCUCCCGGCGGCACAGGGCCCCAGUGGUGGAGGAGCUGGAGCCCCUGGACUGGCGGCAGCCAUUGCUGGAGCCAAACUCAGGAAAGUCAGCAAGGAGGAGGCCUCCGGGGGGCCCUCGGCCCCCAAAGCCGAGACCGGGAGGAGCACAGGUGGGGGGCUCAUGGAAGAGAUGAGUGCCAUGCUGGCCCGGAGGAGGAAAGCCACACAGGUUGGAGAGAAGCCCCCCAAGGAUGAAUCUGCCAAUGAGGAGCCAGAGGCCAGAGUCCCAGCCCAGACUGAAUCUGUGCGAAGACCCUGGGAGAAGAACAGCACAACUUUGCCAAGGAUGAAGUCAUCAUCUUCAUUAAUCUCCUCUGAGGCCCACCCCUCUACACCCAGCUCCAGUGAUGAGUCAGACCUGGAGAGGGUGAAACAGAUAGACAUCCGCCACCGAUCUGAGUUGGCAGGCGCCUGGAACGUAUUUGCCAACCUGGCCUUUGUCCAGGAGCUGAGGAAGCGGGGUUCCCCCUGA
Orycteropus afer afer is the source of this 1152-nucleotide messenger RNA. NCBI's taxonomy places the organism in Eukaryota, Metazoa, Chordata, Mammalia, Tubulidentata, Orycteropodidae. The record is from RefSeq and is a predicted model, not a curated record.